Molecule: messenger RNA, 3948 nt
Organism: Penicillium psychrosexuale
Lineage: Eukaryota; Fungi; Ascomycota; Eurotiomycetes; Eurotiales; Aspergillaceae
Product: putative translation regulator (Cya5)
Exons: 1
Coding region: 1-3948 (1315 amino acids)
Molecular function (GO): protein binding
Source: RefSeq, a predicted model, not a curated record
AUGCUCGAACGUGCAACAAGCUCCCUCGAGAACGCGGGACGGCGUUUCCUUCAAGACUCCAAUGGCGUGAUCCGAAACGGAAGCUGUCUCUCUGGUCAUUUUUGGAAGCAUACCGGCGUUGGAGCGAAUGCUCCUCAGUGGUUUAUCGCGCUUUUGCAGGCGUCAGGCCAACGAUCGUCCCCCGUUCUUAGCACUCAACACGAAAGCAGAGAGUCAAGCGAUGGGAUAGGGCCAUCACUCGAAUUCUUAUAUCCUCAGCAGGCUCAAACUUUAGUAGCUUCGCGUCUGCCUCGCUCCCAAAACAGGACUGGGUUUCGGAGGAGACACUUGAGCUUUUCAAGGUCUUAUGUUUCUCUUUCAAGUCUUUGCCAAGCUCCAUCAGAGGCUUCAUCCAGACAUGAAUAUGCACCAAAGCUGGCGCAAGUGCCUCAAAAUCCAGAAUCUCUCGAUGAGGACGGUGAAGCGAGCGCAUCCCUCCAGGCGUUCCUUCAGGAGAAUGGCAGCGAAUUCGAUAAAGCUUGGGUUCUGUACGUUGCAGCUGGAUGUCCGUCGAAACUCAAGUCUGCACUCUGUGCUUAUAUGAGUAAAUCACCCAAAAAAAAGGAUCAACGCCGAGCAUGGACACUCUUCAACGAAAUCGCACCCAAAGAUCGCACCGACUUAGACUUCAAGAACAUUAUAAAAUCACAGAUUCUGUCGCUACCCGAGAAAAGACCCCAGCAUUUGGAUGAGAUCUGCCAGGAAGCCAUUUCCACUCCAUUUGCCCAAGAAAUCAUCUCGCUGGGCCUGAUGCACAUGAUGGCAAACAGACAGUGGUCUAAAAUUACCUCACUCUGGAAGAAGCUAUUGGCGACCCGUGCGAAUGAGCGACCACCAUUGGACUUUUUUCUGGAUCGAUUUGAUCGAUUUCACUUCCCUGAUUAUUCCCUUUCGAGGCAUCUCCUUGCUUUCACUGCGCACCUGAUAAGUGCCGGCACGGUUAGUGCAGCAGCAAAUGACUUUUUGCGCCGUCUAAUUGAGCGAUUUAUUAGCUCUGAUGACAUGGUCAUAUCCACACCGAUUCCGACUUUGCUUGAACUGUUGCACAAAUGCCGUCCUCUUGGUCUCUUGACCACAAGACACUAUUUCAAUUUGAUACAAGUCUUCCUACAAUCAGAGCAGAGGCCGGAAUUAGUCAAGUGCAUUCUUGUUUAUCGCUACUUUCGUUCAAGAUUUCCGGAUGAAAGGAUGCACCUCACCACUAUUCGUGCUAUUACUCAACGCGUGGUGAAAUUCAAGAUGACCGACAGCAUGCUAUAUUUUUUGGACGAAGAGGCGCACUUUGAUGAAAAUAAAAGACCAAGCAUGUUGUCAUACAAUGAAGCCAUGAGUGCAUUUUCACGGAUUGGGGAUGUACGAACUGUCCAACACCUGUUUGAUAGGUUCCUGGCAGAUCACGGCCACCCAAAGUUUCAUGGGUCGGUGAUCCCCCUUCUUGCCGUUCACGCGCGGUUAGGUGAUGUGCGCGAGACACGGCGACAAUUCGAGCGAAUUCCUACAGAAUUUGGUCUCCCGGUGAACACAAUUUGCUGGAAUAUACUGCUUCUGGCGUACACUACUGCCAAGGAUUUAUCGGGUGCUCUUUCUAUAUUCUCAGAAAUGCGAGAAAAUAAAGUACCCUCCAACUCGUACACAUUUGGCACACUGAUGGCGAUUUUCGCCCAGCGAGGCGACGUCGAAGCAAUCCGUCAAUUGCUCAAAGAGGCGCAGAAGAGUCGAGUACAAAUCACGAGACCAAUGAUUGAAACGGCCGUUCAAGCAUACUGCAAGAAUGGGCAAUUGGCCCAUGCAGAAGAGCUUAUCGCACUGAGCUGGGAUUUAGCGGUGGGAGGGUCUCCCUUGCGAAUGUGGAAUUUUCUUCUAAUGCGGUAUGCAUUCAGGGUAUCAAAGUUUUCCUUCCGCCGUGUCCUUGACCGCAUGGGACGCCUAGGAUUGAAACCGGAUGACAUGACUUACGCGGCUGUUAUGCUUGCUUAUGUCUAUGCUAAGCAGGUGGAUCGUGCGCAAGCUGCCCUCAGAAAGAUGCAUGAAGCUGGUUUUCAAGUCACCGAGCACCAUUAUUCCAUUCUCUUGCUUGGAUAUGUGAAGGAACGGAAUCGUGAUAUGGUGUAUGUCAUCUCCCGCGAAAUGCAAAAACGCUUCGGUCGAAUCGGGAUGGAGGAGAGCCUUUUGAGCCUGAGAAUGCAGAUUGCGAGAGACGUGGAGACCGCAAAGGAUCUCGAAACCCCCAUUGAAGAUAUCGUGUUGGAGAACGCAGAAAAGACGCUUGCUGAAUCAAUCUCACGAUUCAAUGCCAAUCCAUCGCCAGCCAACAGUCGAUUAUCUAGACCGUUAGAGGGCUUUGCUGUUGAGUCUUUCACUGCCACGCACUAUCAACGGCUGAUCGACGCAUACGGCAUCGUAGGUGGCGCCAGAAAAGCACUCGAAACUUUUACUCAUUACAUGCAACUCAGACGAACCGCGGGAUUAUCGGACGGCGAUGAUUUGAAAUCUUUACCGAUUGACUUCGUCAAAGCCGUUAUGAAUGCCUUUUUAGAAACCCAGAACUACGAGAAAGUGGAAGAGUGCUGGAACAGUAUUAUCGCAAGUGCAAACAAGGCAGCCGGUACCUGCGAUCUUGACAAACUCUUGUCAGCACCGUCGCCGGAGUCAACGCUGCCAGCACCAGACGUGUCCUCUCUCCCGUCAAUUUUUUCAAUGUCCACUCAAGCAGAAAAGCCCAAAAUCAUUCCUGCUCAACGCUUCAUCCUGGACUAUCCACUUUCGCUUUACCUGCAGUCGUUGGCUCGCCGAGGCAUGUUCGCGAGAAUGCAUCAAGUUGUAGCCGAAGUUCAGGCAGCAGGCUUUGCAUUGACUGGUUUCAACUGGUCAACUUACGUUAGGACGCUUGCGACAUCUGAUCAUUAUCCUGACAAUGUGGAGGCAUUUAGACUUUUCGAAGAGAAGUUCAUUGUUCAUUUCCCUGGUUGGUCGUGGUUUCUCAAAGGAUAUGGUGUGAGACCACUUAACGCCCCCGUGACAAUCCUCCACCUCGAAGGUCGCGCGGGUAUCACCAAACCUCGCAGGAUGAUGGGAAAGUUGGCCCGGAAGCAUUGGCGCAAAAUCGACCCCGGUUACAUGCACCCUCAUUACCCCACCAUGGUGCAACUAGCCAACACAUUGCAACAGCUCCGGCAAACCAGUAUUACGGAGGGGAACGAGCAUCUGGCCAAUCUCUACAAGAUUGCGCCACAGACUGUUGAUGCCCUUGCCGCGAUGCCAACCGUGGCUGAUAAAUAUCAGGGUUCCAUACUUCGCGGCAAGGCGGCAAAACGCGAUAUCCUCCCACGCCCAACCCAUCUGUCCUCCUCGCACUCUGGUGCUCUUGGCCCUAGUCGCGACAUGCAUGAACGCACCUUUGAUGACGCGACUAAGGAACCUCUCGUGUUGAGAAAAGACCAACAUUCCGAGCCCGCCGUCAACAAUUUAAAUCUUACUGGCUUACUCGCCGUUCACGAAGAGGGAUUAUUCGGCCCGUUGGCGAGCAUCCUUCCUCGCGAGGACCGAGUUGACCUGGAAACUACAGUUCACGAGUAUCGCGUUACGGCGCAACAGUGGAAGGACCGAAUCAAGCAUUACCACGAGGUUAUUGCUAUGGCGCUCAAAGACAGGGAUAUGCCACGCGCCGACGCCCACAAACGACGUUUGGUCAAGUUGCUAUAUUCCGACGUCAAGAGCCCGACCGCCAAACGGCAACUGUUCGACAAGGAUAAUCGCAAGUGGAAGCUACAAACCCCUCCCUACCUUAUGUUCAAGCCCAUUGCCGGGCUCCAUGUAAAACCCGGGCGGACGUUAGCGAAGCGAGCGUCCGAACGACAAAGAUACAAGGGACCCUGGACGCCCAGGGAAGACCAGGGCGACGACCGUUGA